Messenger RNA from Fraxinus pennsylvanica, 1425 nucleotides. Lineage: Eukaryota; Viridiplantae; Streptophyta; Magnoliopsida; Lamiales; Oleaceae. The record is from the annotation of a GenBank genome assembly.
AUGGGACUCACUAUCCAUAAAUCACUGUUUUGUUUUUUCUUUUUUACAUCAAUAUUUUUCGUAUUGUCUUGGUUUCUCGUAUUAAGAUCGACUGGCCGGCCUCUCUUUGAUGGUAUAGUACCAAAUUCCAGGCUACUUGCAAAGGCUGACACUGAGAUUUCUGAUGAAACACCACAAACUAAUGUUUCAACGCUCAAAGAAGAAGAAGGAUCACAAAAUCUGAAUUCGAAUAACUGUGAUUCUAACAAGCAAGUUCUCAAGGUUUUUAUGUAUGACUUGCCCCCAGAAUUUCAUUUCGAGCUAUUAGGUUGGACGGGUAAGAGUAUUUGGCCAGAUAUUCGUGCUGCGGUCCCUGAAUACGCUGGUGGAUUAAAUUUGCAGCAUAGUAUAGAAUAUUGGCUUACAUUGGAUCUUUUGAACUCAGAAUUUACGGAGAAUUUGAGUGAAAAAAGUGCAAUACGAGUUAGGAAUUCGAGUGAAGCUGAUGUUAUUUUUGUUCCCUUCUUUUCGUCUAUAAGCUUUAACCGGUACUCAAAGCUUAAACCCAAUCAGAAAAAGAGUACAGAUGUUUUGUUACAGGAGAAGUUGGUUAAAUUUUUGACAGCUCAGGAGGAAUGGAAGAGGUCCAGAGGAAGAGAUCAUAUAAUUCUCGCGCACCAUCCUAAUAGCCUUUUAGAUGCAAGGACAAAGCUCUGGCCUGCAAUUUUUAUUCUUGCAGAUUUUGGAAGGUAUCCCCUGACCAUUGCUAAUGUUGAGAAAGAUGUGAUCGCACCCUACAGGCAUGUUGUUGAAAGUUAUGUAGACGACCAGUCUGAUUUUGAUAAUCGUCCGACUUUGCUCUAUUUCCAGGGAGCCAUAUAUAGAAAAGAUGGUGGAAUAAUUCGGCAAGAGUUAUUCUAUAUGCUAAAAGAUGAAAAAGACGUGCACUUCUCAUUUGGAAGCAUCCAAAAAGAUGGUAUCAGUCAAGCUACACUGGGUAUGCGGUCGUCCAAAUUCUGCCUCAACAUAGCAGGCGAUACUCCCUCAUCGAACCGUAUGUUUGAUGCUAUAUCUAGCCACUGUAUACCUGUUAUCAUUAGUGAUGAAAUCGAGCUUCCUUUUGAAGAUGUUCUCGACUAUUCUGAAUUCUGCAUAUUUGUUCGUACGACGGAUGCCCUUAAAGAAAAUUUUCUCAUAAACCUUAUGAGGAACAUUGGCAAAAAGGAAUGGACCAGGAUGUGGAGAAGACUAAAAGAAGUCAAAAAUUAUUUUGAGUAUCAGUAUCCAUCAAAGGAGAAUGAUGCUGUUCAGAUGAUAUGGCAGGCUGUUGCCCGGAAGGUUCCUUCUAUAAAAAUGAAGCUUCAUAAAGCCAGCCGAUUUCCUCAAACGAAUAUCUCUACAGAAAGAGUGCCUUUCUCAGCUUCUCUGCCUCGGAAUUUUUGGUGA